AUGGUUUCCCAAGCGCAGAUUGUUGAUCGCACUGCCCCGAACAAUAGUACCCCGUCUGCAGUGUCGCGCCCUUCUCUUUCAGGCCGACGACAUCGGUCGGGUCGUUCACAGCAUGGCGGCUCCGUACAUGCCUCGUCGAACGAUUUCCCUAUUUUCGCGUACACCGGCGACACGGAGAUUGCUAUUCGCGUCGGGUCGCAAGAACAGCGCUACCUCCUCCAUCGACUUAUAUUGGUGCAGUGCUCGGGGUUCUUCGAGGCGAGCACAAGCGAGGAAUGGUCUCAGAAUACAUCCCCCUCAAAACCCGACAUGUCUCGGGUGAGCGAGGAUGGUUCGCUCUCAAACGGAUCCACGUUAGCUCAAUCUGACAGUGGUAGACUCUCUGCGCAGAAAGGAGAAAGUCGGCACUGGAGAUAUGAACUCGACUGGACCAAUCUUGCAGCGGACGAAGAACCGAUUCUAGUGCAAAAGGUUGGUGGACUUGCACGUUGCACUAGCGCAACAAUGGCUAAUUCUCUUUCUGAACAGCAACCUUCAUAUGCGCCCAUCUUCAGUGGCGACCAAACAGCUUAUCCUCCCACAAUGACGAAACCAUCAAAUUCACAAGCCGUUUUCUUUAGGUCUAUGGCUAAUUUGACGGGAAUGCAAUCUGAAGCGCAAACCCCGAGUGAUCCACUGAUUCGCGAUUACGAUAACCUCUUUCGCAUUUUUUAUAAUUACCCACCGAUUUUAAACAGCGUCAACAUUGCUUCCGCUUAUACAGAAUGCAAGUCUCUUCUUGCAUUGGCAGAUAUGUACGACGCGCUGCCCGUUACAGGCCCUCGGGUAGACCACCACCUAUUAGGCUUCGGUUCGCGGCUAUUUAAGCAGAUAUCCAAGUAUCCACCCAGCUAUCUCAAGCUCGGAUAUUUAGCCCGGAGCCGAGUCAUCUUCUCAGAAGCCUUGAUCCAUGUCGUGGGUCAGUGGCCUGCCGCAUUACCAAAUUUGCGGAACGGCUCAUAUGCUCCGGUGCCCGAAGUCGUACGGGAUCUUAUUGAAGACAAAUUCGAAGACCUUGAAGAUCUCAAAAUGCGCGUCAUGUCCAAGCUCCUUCGCUUGUCUCUGACUACCUCGAGAGGCGAGCGUGUCGGCCCCAACAAUGCCUAUCUGGACUGGCUCGCUGUUUCGUUGUUUCGCCAAUGGCUAAUCGAGAGCACAACUGCUCCUCCUGCGCCAAUUCUCAAGAAUUCCAGUACUCCUGUGCCAUCAAACGGAGCGCGUAGUCAAGCAACCUCUUCAAGGCCACCAACAAUACCUGACCAGACUGCCCGCGUGUAUAGAUUGAUCGGAUCCACCUCUACACAGGCAUACCUACCCCAUGAUGAGCUCAAGCGCUUUCUAAAGCUACAUCCCACCCCCUCAUCUGAUGCUCCCUAUACACGCGAGACUAUGAAGCGAUUUGAACGGAAAAUGGAUGAAAUCAAGCGACUAGCCCAUCAAAUUGUGAAACCAGUAUUGCGUUCUGGAUUGCAGGAGAGCGAGAGCUCUGCUUUGGGGUUGCCUUAUUUGACCUGCACCCGCAUUGCAGAGGCUGAUCUACCGUGGAGCGGAUAG
This is a messenger RNA of Penicillium taxi, 1593 nucleotides long. RefSeq lists its product as uncharacterized. The transcript has a single exon. Bases 1 to 1593 code for a protein of 530 amino acids. NCBI's taxonomy places the organism in Eukaryota, Fungi, Ascomycota, Eurotiomycetes, Eurotiales, Aspergillaceae. The record is from RefSeq and is a predicted model, not a curated record.